This is a messenger RNA of Phyllotreta striolata, 417 nucleotides long. NCBI's taxonomy places the organism in Eukaryota, Metazoa, Arthropoda, Insecta, Coleoptera, Chrysomelidae. The record is from the annotation of a GenBank genome assembly.
CAUAUUAAAUAACCAGUCUUACAACUACAUUUUAGCGAGGAAUGUUAUUACGGUUAUGGCUCGUUGUUUAACAGUGUUUGUGUUCAUAUUUCUGGCCGGAACCGCUGCCGCUGCAGUGUUUGAUUUAGAAGAAGGAGACCGCUGCAGGUUGAGAUCCAACGAUGAAGGCUACUGCGCCAUCAUUUCCAAAUGCGAUUACGCUUACGCCCUUUUAGUUCUCGGAUAUAAACCGGAAACGUGCGGUUUUAAAGGCAAAGUUCCGAUCGUUUGCUGUACGAAAUUUAAGAGUGAAUUCGACGAAACACCUUCGCAAUCCGCCUUUUUCUAACCUAUAGAAAUAUAACACUGUGUGAUAUACAAUUUAGCUAAUAGAAACAAUUUUACGUAUAUUGAUUUGCUUAUUCAAUUAGAAACCAA